Molecule: messenger RNA, 2315 nt
Organism: Cheilinus undulatus (humphead wrasse)
Lineage: Eukaryota; Metazoa; Chordata; Actinopteri; Labriformes; Labridae
Gene: degs1
Product: delta(4)-desaturase, sphingolipid 1
Exons: 3
Coding region: 153-1124 (323 amino acids)
Biological process (GO): ceramide biosynthetic process
Cellular component (GO): membrane
Molecular function (GO): sphingolipid delta-4 desaturase activity
Source: RefSeq, a predicted model, not a curated record
CAGGACCGGCUGAUGUUCGGGCAGGUCGGCCGGGCGGGCACGCAGGCUUACGAGAGAGGAGUUUGGCCAGAGAGGUUACUUUUAAAAAGACCUCGAUAUAUUUAGUUGUAUUUUUUAAUUGAAGGAAGUUGUUUCAACGAGUGAUCUAAGAGAUGGGGAACCGAGUCGCCCGUGAAGAUUACGAAUGGGUGUACACAGACCAGCCGCAUGCCGACAGGAGGAAAGAGAUCCUCGCCAAAUACCCAGAAAUCAAGUCAUUGAUGGGCCCUGACCCCAGGCUGAAAUGGAUUGUGUGCAUGAUGGUGGCUAUACAGUUUUUAGCUUUUUACCUGGUCAAAGACUUGGACUGGAAAUGGGUUUUGUUUUGGACAUAUGCUUUUGGCAGUUGUAUCAACCACUCAAUGACCCUUGCUAUACAUGAAAUCUCCCACAACACAGCGUUUGGAAACAACAAGGCCAUGUGGAAUCGCUACUUUGCCAUGUUUGCCAACCUGCCCAUCGGCCUGCCCUAUUCUGCCUCCUUUAAACGCUAUCAUCUGGACCAUCAUCGAUACCUCGGCGGAGACGGAGUGGAUGUAGACAUCCCAACUGAUUUUGAAGGCUGGUUCUUCUGCACACGCUUCCGCAAAUUCAUCUGGAUUAUACUGCAGCCACUGUUUUAUGCUAUUCGACCGCUCUGCAUCAACCCCAAACCCAUCACCCAGCUGGAGGUGACCAAUGUGGCCGUACAGAUCACCUUUGACAUCCUGCUGUACUCGCUGUGGGGAGCCAAGCCUCUGGUCUAUAUGCUGGCUGGCUCCAUGCUGGGGAUGGGAUUGCACCCCAUCUCUGGUCACUUCAUAGCUGAGCAUUACAUGUUCCUCAAGGGCCAUGAGACCUACUCCUACUACGGCUCCCUUAACCUGCUCACCUUCAAUGUGGGCUACCACAAUGAGCACCACGACUUCCCCAGCAUCCCAGGACGGAGGCUGCCAAUGGUGAAGAAAAUAGCAUCUGAGUAUUAUGAUGACCUGCCACAGUACACAUCAUGGAUGAAGGUCCUGUAUGACUUCAUCAUGGACGAUGCUCUGAGCCCUUACUCCCGGGUCAAGAGGAAGCUGAAGGGAGAUGUCAAGCAGGAAUAACUUCACUAAAAGCUUUUCUCUAACAAAGCUGCAGUGUCCACCAUGAAAGCAACCCAGCUCACCGUCCUACAGACUUAACAGCUUCUGCAUAUUAAUACACUAAGCAUGUGAAUUAAGGGUGGAAACUGUGGAGGAGUUUAGAAGAGUGCUGUCCUCACAGGAAAAGAAAAUACUUUAUUUGUUGUCCAGAUGAGAAAGGCCAGGUCAAGUGAUGGUGGAUUUAAAGAACAAGGCAAUACCAAGGAUUGGUUGCACAAAUCCUUAAAACUAAUCAGUCUCUGUUGUUGUUUCUCUGUUUCCUUGAAGUGAUAUUUUAGUAAGAAGCAAGAGUGGCCCAAUGAAAAACUGGUUUUAGUCAUCCAAGGUGUGCAACCAGCCCUUAGAAAUCAGAAAUCUAAAUCAUUAAAAUGCAGAUUUAAGAUCCUCCUCCUUUGGGUGUUUUGCAGUUGAGAGCCUGCAUAGUUACAGCAGCUUUGCUAUCAGUCACAGCAUCACUGUGCGUGUGUGUAAGUGGACCAAAAAUGAAUGAAUUAACACCCACCCCCAGACUUGACUGAGACUUUUGUUGUUUUUGAGUUCAUGGAGAGGCUUGCAUCGGUUGUUUCUAUUCAGUGAAGUUGACCUUUCUCUAGCCUGUGACCCUUUGUCUGAACUACCCUUCUUUUAAUGUGUAUUUUCAUACACCAAGACACAGUUAAUGUAUACUUGCACACUUUGAAUGGUCCACAUAAGUUUUUGAGGUUUUGGUGUAUGCGAGCGUACUGUGUGAAGCCCAUGAGUGCCUAAGCUAUGCUUUAUUCAAUGUUAGUCUUAAUUUAGAUUUUAUGAAUUCAUUCACUUUAAUGAACAAAACUGCCAAAAUGACUUCCUCCAAAAAUAUGAAUAUAUUCAAUAAAUAACUGAUCAUAUUGAAGCAAGAAAAAUUAAUUAAUGACCAGACAGACUUUAUUUCCCAGAUAAUGUGUCUUUCCUGGUAGUUUAGUCCAAGCUUAGAGACAUGAUGUUCUGUCACAGGUGCUAAAGUAAAUUAACUCAACGAAAUACAGAAUGGUACUCUGUGGUUUUUUCAUAUUCAAAUAAAUUGUAUUUUUGAGUUUUAAAUCCUGUACUCAGUUGGAGCCAUGGCAUUUGAUUGAAAACUGAGAUCAGACCGAUUUCAAAGAAAUAAAAACUUUGCUUCUACAAAACAAA